AACUGUUGCUUGCCAGGACUUGUUUCUGUGUUACAAACUUUGCCUAAUGCAUUGCCCUGUUGCUCCUGACCUUGUUUUAGCCCCUGCUCAAAGCCACAAGUCUCAUGAAAUUGUUUUGAUCCAGUUUAGCUCCUCGUGGUUUUUAGUGUCUAUAGACAAAUCCCUCUGGGGAAAAAUGAAGCCCUCACUGUAACCAGGGAUAGGUUUUCUGGUAGAGCUUGUGUCUCAGCAGGCAAGGAAGAAAUCUCCUGGUGCUUAUAGUUAAGUGAUGAGGAAAGGAAAACAAUCCUUUUUAAAAAGAGCAGUCGACAGCACCGUGCUGGGGUAAUGUGUACUGAUGAGCCCUGCAGGGUAUCUGUUACUGAGGAUGACACCAGGUAAGGAUGAAACUCCCAGGAGUGGGGCUGGGGCGGGAGGCGGUAAGCUGUGCUGUGAUCAUAAAAUUGCUAGACCUCAGUGAUAGCAAAAUGCUCAAAAUCCGAGCACAAAGCAGCCCAGAAAAGAGCAUGGGAUUUUUUUUGUCUGCCAGAGAACAGAGGGUCACUUAGCAAUUAACAUACGAGUGAAAGAAUUAGGUUAAGGAAACCUGAUCAGCUAGAUGGCUGCUGUGGUUUCAGCCUUCCUCUUUCAGGUCUCCAGGCUUGGAAAGGAGGUAAAAUUCUCUUGCUCAGGUUGUCCUGAGUGCAGGCUCAGAACAAACCCACCCGAAGUGCCAGCAAGCAUUGUGUAGGGACAUCUCUCUGCCAAAGUGAUAAACUCUGACCUGGUCAGACAGCUCUGUGCUGUGGCCAAAUCAGAGUGGAAAAAUGAGUAUCAGCUGUUGAGGGCAAAAAUAAAGGAAAGCAAGGUGAUAAAUUCCUUGUAUGAAGUUACCAUAGUAUGACUUCAUAAAGUGAGUUAGGAUUCAAAUAGCAUGUUGUCAGAACAUCUUUCUCUGUGGUAUUUUGGUACUAUUGCUGCUGAGCAUAAAUUUGCAAAGCUCAGACCAUUAUUUCAGUAACAUAUAGGUGAGUGUUAAAUUCUGCACUAAAAAAUGGAACAUGUUAAAAUCUCUGUUUAAGAGCUCUCUGACUUUUGGUCAGCAUAUUAUGAGCUUGGGCUUUAGCUCUUUAUUUUUGUGAAAUUAUGCAUCUAAACCUGCCAGCUUUCAGUGUCUGAUGUGCUGUCAUCCUCCAGUGAAGCUAUGCAGGCUUGCAAAAGCCAACCUCCAAGGUCAGAGCUUGCCAAAACUUAGCAGAAACAUUUUACACCGUGCCUUCUCUCCUAAUGCGUGUUCAAACCCUGACACACUCACCUCUUGAGCACUGGAGCAGCAAGAUGUAAAAACUCCAGUGUCAUGAGGGCAGUGUGGGAAUAGCAAACGUGCUGGGCUUGUGUGCACGUCUCUGCAAAGCCCAGGAGUCCUAAAAGAAGGAAGAGGUGGAAGAUAACACUGACAUCAUCAUGGAGGGGGCUCUGAUAGCCCGGGACAGAGUUGGGGUGCAGGACUUUGUGCUUCUGGACUCCCACACCAGUGAGGCUGCUUUCCUGAACAACCUCCGCAAGCGAUACCAAGAGAACCUCAUCUAUACAUACAUUGGCACUCUUCUUGUAUCUGUCAACCCUUACAAAGAGCUGGAUAUCUACACAGUGACCCAGAUGCAGCUUUACCGAGGGGUGAACUUCUUUGAACUGCCACCUCAUCUAUAUGCCAUAGCUGACAAUGCCUACCGGGUGAUGUGCAGUGAAUACAACAACCACUUCAUCCUCAUCUCUGGGGAGAGUGGAGCUGGGAAGACAGAGGCUUCCAAGAAGAUCUUGCAGUACUAUGCAGUCACCUGUCCGACCACAGAGCAGCUGCAGGUCGUCCGUGAUCGUCUGCUGCUGUCAAACCCUGUUCUGGAGGCUUUUGGAAACGCAAAAACUCUGCGGAAUGACAACUCGAGUAGAUUUGGGAAAUACAUGGACAUCCAAUUUGACUUUAAGGGAGCUCCAGUGGGAGGGCACAUCCUCAGUUACCUGAUCGAGAAAUCCCGAGUUGUCCAUCAAAACCACGGAGAGAGGAAUUUCCACAUCUUCUACCAAUUAUUAGAGGGUGGAGAGAAGGAUCUGCUCUGCUGGCUUGGGCUGGAGCGCAACCCUCAGAAGUAUGCUUAUCUCAUCCAGGGUCGAUGUGCCAAAGUCUUUUCUAUUAAUGACAAGAACGACUGGAAAAUAGUCCGCAAAGCUUUUUCUAUCAUUGACUUCACUGAAAAAGAUUUGGAGCAUCUUUUUGGAAUAGUUGCUAGUGUCCUGCACAUUGGGAACAUUCAGUUUGAAGAAGAUAGCAAUGGACAUGCCAUCAUUCGCAACGGCACUCAGAUCAAGUGGAUUUCAAAGCUCCUGGGUGUCCACUUGUCCAUUCUGCAGGAAGCCCUCACCCAUCGGAAGAUUGAAGCCCGCUCUGAAGAGGUCUUAAGCCCAUUGAAUGUUGAUCUGGCAUUCUAUGCUCGGGAUGCUGUAGCAAAGGCAAUUUAUGGACGGACUUUCACUUGGCUAGUCAACAAAAUCAAUGGCUCCUUAGCCAACAAGGAUUCAACUCGUAAGACUGUCAUUGGCCUGCUGGAUAUCUAUGGCUUUGAAGUGCUGGACACAAACAGCUUUGAGCAGUUCUGUAUUAAUUACUGCAAUGAGAAACUCCAGCAACUGUUGAUUGAGAUGACCUUAAAGGCAGAGCAGGAGGAGUACGAAAUGGAAGGAAUAGAGUGGGAACCAAUUCCGUAUUUUAACAACAAGAUCAUCUGUGACUUGGUUGAGCAGAAGCAUAAAGGAAUAAUUUCCAUUCUGGAUGAAGAGUGCUUACGGCCUGGUGAAGCAACUGACUUGAGCUUCUUGGAAAAGCUGGAAGAGAAAGUAGGAGACCAUGCCCACUUUGUGACUCGCAAGCUUGCAGAUCAGAAAACACGAAAAUCCAUUGACUGGGUGGAUUUCCGCCUCCUUCACUACGCAGGGGAAGUCACAUACUGUGCAGUCGGAUUUCUGGAAAAGAACAAUGAUCUCCUGUACAGAAACCUGAAGGAGGUGCUGUGCAACUCUAAAAAUGGAAUCAUUAGAGACUGCUUUUUACUGUCAGAACUGGACAGCAGGAGGAGGCCAGAGACUGUUGCAACCCAGUUCAAAAACAGCCUAAUGAGUCUGAUAGAAAUCCUGAUGUCCAAGGAGCCUUCUUACAUCCGGUGCAUUAAACCAAAUGAGAACAAGGAGCCUGGGAAGUUUGAUGAUUGCCUGAUCCGGCACCAGGUGAAAUACCUGGGGCUGAUGGAGCACCUGCGUGUGAGACGGGCUGGCUUUGCGUAUCGGCGCAAGUAUGAGCACUUCUUGCAAAGAUACAAAUCCCUGUGUCCUGCUACCUGGCCACACUGGCACGGGCCUGCAGCUGAAGGUGUGGAGAGGCUUAUCAAGCACAUAGGUUAUAAGCCUGAGGAAUACAAACUGGGAAGAACCAAAAUAUUCAUUCGUUUCCCAAAGACUCUGUUUGCUACUGAAGAUGCAUUUGAAAUAAGAAAGCACCUGCUAGUUUCAAGGCUACAAGCCAAAUAUAAAGGACGCCUGGGGAAGAGAGACUACCAGAAGAAGAGAAAAGCAGCUAUCAAGCUGGAGGCUUGUUGGCGAGGAGUGCUGGCACGGAAGGAGGCCAAGAAGAGGACCUGGGCUGUUGAGAUCAUCAGGAAAUUCAUAAAGGGUUUCAUCAAUCGGAAGAAACCUCUGUGCCCGGAGAACAUUGAGUUUGUGCGGCUUGUGCAGUACAAAUACCUCAUGAAGCUCAGAGACCACAUCCCCAGAAACGUCUUGGACAAGAGCUGGCUCCAACCUCCUUCUAUCCUGGAAGAGAUAUCUGAGAUGCUACAGAAAAUGUGCAUUAGGAACCUAGUACGGAAAUACUGCCAAGGCCUCACUCCUGAGAGGAAAGUGCAGUUACAGCAGAAAGCUGUCACGAGUGCCAUUUUCAGAGGAAAGAAGGAGGGCUACCAGCAGAGCAUAAACCUGCCCUUUGCGGACACGCGGCUGAAAGAGACGGAUAUAAACCCCAAAGUUCUGCAGCUCAUACAGGGCGAGAAGGUGAAGUAUGCAACUCCUGUGGUCAAAUACGACAGGAAUGGCUUCAAAGCACGGGAGCGCCUGCUGGUGUUGACCCAGUCCUCGGCGUAUGUGGUGGAAAUGGCCAAGAUCAAGCAGAAAAUAGACUAUGCCACUUUGAAAGGUAUUUCUACCAGUAAUCUGGGUGAUGGGAUCGUGGUCAUCCAUGUUCCUGAGGACAACAAACAAAAGGGAGAUGUGAUACUUCAGUGUGAACAUAUCUUUGAGACGGUCACUAAGCUCUGCAUGCUGGCCAACAAGCAGAACCUCGUUAAAGUUGUGAAGGGAAGCCUUCGGUUUCGCAUUGGCUCUGGGAAGGAAGGGACAAUGGUGUUCACUGUUGGGCCGGAGCCCCAUGUCUUUAAAGCCAAAGAUGGACAGCUUACAGUGGUGUCAAACCAGGCAAAGUCUUGAUGAGAAACAGUUCCAGUUUCUGGUCAUCAGAAAUGGAAAGGAGCCUGCAGGCUGUGACCAGCACCUGCAGCACCCCUGCAAUCUUUGAUGCCAUAGGGUUGCUGUGACUUGAGAGUUUGCUUGCAUCUUUUAGGUACUUUUUUUUUAUAGCUUAAAACUACUGAGCUGUAUCUAAAUAAAUUCAUCACCUUGCUGUAAUGUUCCAGGAUGCAUAGAUCCUUGUUACAUGCUGUCACAGGGUAUUGUUUAGGUAGCUGCACAAGUAAAAUGUCAAUCUGUGCACCUAAUAACCUGUAGCAGAGCUCUGAAGGAAGGAUUCAAAAGGAAACGACUUCUCCAGGCUGUGUUUUGAGUCACUGUACUAACCAGGAGAAACCAUGUGAAGUACAGGUGAAUGGAGUUCAGUCUCUCAAGCAGCAUGCAGAGGUAUGUUUGUAAAUGUAGCAGUGAGGUUGGCACAGGUAUUCCUGAGUUGGUGUAUCAUCUGGAAAUCCCAGGAAGAUCCUUCCUUGUUUCCAGGCACGGGGGAAGGAAAACGUCUUAAAGUAGUACUGUCCUUGCUUCUCCCUGCAAAGCAGCUAUGCAGUGCAGUGAGGCUCCACAAGUGGUGAUGAAUGGGACAGGUGACCACACUUUUUUUUUAAGAGGGGACAUGCUGAUUUGGUAUAAUUUGGUUCAGAGGAAACCUUCAGCAGCAAGAGACUGAAGCUUCGUCUCCCUUUGAGGAGCUGAGAUUCUGCUUGCUCCUUAGGAGUGCAGUUCCCUCUAGCUGCAUAUUUUGCCAGCUAUGAAGAGGUAGAAUACAGGAAUUCCCUUUGCUCUCUCUGGUGCCUCGUGUUGAGGCCAAUCUGUGUAGCUCCUGCUUGACUGAGGCUGCAGCCUGAAUGAGAGCCAGAUCACUGGUGCCUUGGCUGUGAGUGGUUCCAGGAGGUAAAGCUGAUAGCUAGGGGAAGGUGUGUGGUAUUUCUUACUGAAAGUUCUUUCUAGCUCCAGGGACCAUGAGGACAGUGUGUUAGCUACUGAACUUCAAGCAAGUAAUAAAUCAACUCAUGUAAAUAUGAAAUAUCUUCUAAUUUAUUUCAUGUUAUGCUUUAAAAAAAACAAACAAAAAAAAACCAAAACAUUGCAAACAACAACCAUACACUGAAAUCCAUCUUAAGGUUUUUUUGUGUGCAUAAAAUAGGAGGGAAUGAUUGUACAGAACACGAAACAAAACAAC
Messenger RNA from Tympanuchus pallidicinctus (lesser prairie-chicken), 5728 nucleotides. It is a transcript of the gene MYO1H, whose product is annotated as myosin IH. The transcript is spliced from 32 exons. Lineage: Eukaryota; Metazoa; Chordata; Aves; Galliformes; Phasianidae. Gene Ontology annotation, biological process: actin filament organization; vesicle transport along actin filament. Gene Ontology annotation, cellular component: microvillus; actin cytoskeleton; vesicle. The coding region runs from base 1444 to 4509 and encodes 1021 amino acids. Gene Ontology annotation, molecular function: actin filament binding; ATP binding; microfilament motor activity. The record is from RefSeq and is a predicted model, not a curated record.